Alosa alosa (allis shad) is the source of this 6325-nucleotide messenger RNA. RefSeq names its product cadherin 7a (gene cdh7a). Gene Ontology annotation, cellular component: plasma membrane; adherens junction; catenin complex. Gene Ontology annotation, biological process: calcium-dependent cell-cell adhesion; cell morphogenesis; cell-cell junction assembly. Lineage: Eukaryota; Metazoa; Chordata; Actinopteri; Clupeiformes; Clupeidae. Gene Ontology annotation, molecular function: cadherin binding; calcium ion binding. The record is from RefSeq and is a predicted model, not a curated record.
AAAAGUGUCGCAACAUUUACUCCUAAUAUUGUCCUACAUAAGUUUUGGAGAGGUCUGAGUAUCUCGGUGUAUCCGGACUGGUUCCUCCGAAACGCCCUCGAUAGUAUGCGGUAGCCUUCUCAGCCUGCAUUUUGCUGCAGCUGCGACUCCUCAAUGAGGCUCAUUGUAGCGACAACACGUUGUUAGGGCAGCCGAGCCGAGUGAGCGGCGCAGUGAAUGUAAUCACACUCAGCGGAGAGCGGAGCUGCGUGUCGGUGGCAUCGUCCGGCUGUGCGGGAGCAGGACAGCAGAUUUCUAACGAGCUACUUGGUGAGAGGACAGCAGCACUGUGACAGUCUCGUACAUGUAGGAACUUUGAGCUGAAUGCUGUGGAGAGAUACCAACCCACCAUUUCAGUCCAGACUGGAGCUUUGUGAGACACACAGAAAAGCCCAAAUCAAAUUUGGAGCAGCGCAUGUGUUGAGCUUCCUCAAGAUACUGCUGGAUUCUAUACAAUUUCGUUGCCCUCCGUAUUUUUUUUUGUUUGUUUAAAUCGCAUAUCAUUUUAUUUUGUUUGUUUCAUUUCUCCACUUGCCCAAAUGAAGGUGUACAGGCCUCUUCUCUGGAAUGUGAUCAGCCAGGCCGCCCUGCUGUUGGUGGCCCAGUGGGAACUAGGAUGCUCCGGGAUGACUCUAAAUUCAGUUCCUCUCCCACGGGCCCCUCUCCGAUCCCCCAGGGCCAGCGCAAGAGCGCUGGCCCACAGACAAAAGCGCAGCUGGGUGUGGAAUCAAUUCUUUGUCCUGGAGGAGUUCACAGGUGAUGAACCGCUCUACGUCGGCAAGCUGCACUCGGAUGUGGAUAAAGGCGAGGGCCAGGUGAAGUACAUCCUCAUGGGUGAGGGCGCCUCCUCCAUCUUCACCAUUGAUGAGAACACGGGGGACAUCCACGCCAUCAAGCGCCUGGACCGCGAGGAGCAGGCCUACUACACGCUGCGCGCACAGGCGCUCGACUACCACACCAGCAGACCUGUGGAGCCCGAAUCCGAGUUCGUCAUCAAGGUCCAGGACAUCAACGACAACGAGCCCAAGUUCCUGGAUGGACCGUACAACUCCAGAGUGCCAGAGAUGUCCCCUGUUGGCACAUCAGUGGUUCAAGUGGUGGCAACAGAUGCGGACGACCCUACAUAUGGCAACAGCGCGCGAGUGGUUUACAGUAUCCUGGAGGGACAGCCCUACUUCUCAGUGGACCCCAAAACAGGGGUCAUCAGGACAGCUCUUCCUAACAUGGACCGUGAGGCGCGGGACCAGUACCUGCUGGUCAUCCAGGCCAAGGACAUGGUGGGCCAGAUGGGCGGCCUCUCUGGCACCACGUCUGUGACGGUGACUCUGAUGGACGUGAAUGAUAACCCUCCGCGCUUCUCCCGAAAAUCCUAUCAGUUUUCGGUGCCCGAGUCUCUGCCUGUAGCUUCGGCGGUGGCCAAGAUAAAGGCUCUGGACGCAGAUGUGGGUCCCAACGCUGAGAUGGAGUACAGAAUUAUAGAUGGCGAUGGCCUUGGGAUGUUCAGGGUCUCCACGGACAAAGACACCCAGGAAGGAGUCAUCACUCUGCUAGAGAACUUGGACUUUGAGACCAAAACCACCUACUCCCUGAGGAUUGAGGCAUCCAAUCGGCACCCCGACACCAGAUUCCUGAGCCCUGGGAUGUUCAGUGACAUAGCGAAUGUUCGGCUGACCGUGGAGAAUGUGGACGAGCCGCCACUCUUCUCCUCGCCACUCAGUAAGAUGGUGGUGUCCGAGGCCGCCAAGGUUGGCACCAUCAUCGGCACCAUGUCCGCUAAUGAUCCAGAUUCUACCAAUAGCCCCAUCAGGUAUUCAAUAGACCGCAACACGGACCUGGAACGCUUCUUCAACAUUGAGGCAACAACUGGCAUUAUCAGCACUGCCAAGCCACUGGACAGGGAGAUCAAUGCCGUGCACAACAUCACCAUCCUGGCCAUCGAAAGCCUGGACCCAGCUCAAGUCGGGAAAGGUAUUGCUCUGAUCACGGUGAUGGACAUCAAUGACAACGCCCCCGUCUUUGCCAUCGAAUACGAAACCUUCUUGUGUGAGAGCUCCAGUCCUGGUCAGGUGAUCGAAACCAUAAGUGCAGUGGAUCGAGACGAGCCGCCCAGCGGACACCGAUUCUUCUUCUCCCUCGCUGCGGAGGCUGUAGGCAACCUGAACUUCACCUUGAGAGAUAAUAAAGACAACACAGCGUCCAUCUUGACCAAGCGUGCUGGCUUCCAGCGGCGGCAACAGUCGCUGUACCGGCUGCCGGUGCUCAUCGUGGACAGCGGCACGCCGGCCCUGAGCAGCACCAACACCCUGUCCAUCCGCGUGUGCGAGUGUGAUGGCGACGGCUCUCCCCAGUCCUGCGGCGCCGAGGCCUCCAUGCUGGCGGCCGGACUGAGCACCGGGGCGCUCAUCGCCAUCCUGGCCUGCAUCCUCACCCUGCUGGUGCUGGUGUUGCUAAUUGUGAUGAUGCGACGGCGGAAGAAGGAGCCGUUGAUCCUGGACGAGGACCGUGACGUGCGGGAGAACAUUGUGCGCUACGACGACGAGGGCGAGGAGGACACGGAGGCCUUCGACAUGGUGGCCCUGCGCAACCUGAACGUGGUGCGCGGCGGGGGCGGCGACAGCAAGGUCCGGCGCGACGUCACACCCGAGGUCACCACGCUCUACAUGCCACGCCCGCCGCCCUACAAAGCCGCGCCGGCAGACAACAACGGCAUCUUCCGGGAGUUCAUCUGGGACCGUCUCAAGGAGGCGGACGUGGACCCGGCGGCGCCGCCCUACGACUCCCUGCAGACGUACGCCUUCGAGGGCAGCGGCUCGGUGGCCGACUCCCUCAGCUCCCUGGAGUCCCUGAGCACGGACUCGGACCAGAACUACGACUACCUCAGCGACUGGGGCCCGCGCUUCAGGAAGCUGGCUGACCUGUAUGGCCACACCGACGGCAGUAAUAUAUUCUCCUCCUAGCCGGGGAUUGUGUGUCUGGGUUGCUGUUUCUUUCUGUUUGAAGUCCCGUCUGCCUGACCUUCAGUGAGAAGCCUUCAGCUGGGGGAACAGAAGAAUGGUUCAGAUGGGAAGGAGAAUAUUAUGAAUAUUUUAACUUUUUUGUGGAACAAAAACCUGUCUCGUUGUCAAACUCCAACAAGCACACAAGAGACACACUGUACAUGGAAGUGAAUAUCCUUUUUCAGCACUUGAUGGUUUUUGUCAGGACUUUACGAUGACCAGUGAUUAGUUUGGAGAAAAGGUGCAGCCGACUUUGGGAUUUGUUUGUAUUUGAAGCACUUGGGGAAAAACAGACAGAAGGGAAGGACUUGGUGCACAGUUGAUGCUAUAAAUGCUACUACAUUCAUCAAUAGACAUUUCAUGGAAGGAAAGAGGCACAACAGUGCAUUGCUUUCCUCUGUGAGAGAUGGGGGUGCGUCCCCUGUAUCUAUGGUGACCAAACAAAAACUGUGCCACUAACCAGUCCAGUGGUCUUGUCAUAAUGCCCUCCUUAAUCCGUAUCAGUGUUCCUUUAUUUUCAAAAGUAUUUAAAUCAUUUGUGGAUCUUUGCUUCUUUUUUUUAAAAAAAAAAAAGAUAUUGCAAAAUUACUAAAUAAUACAACUGAAUCAUCUUAAGAUGUUGUCAGCCCAAAGCUGAUCCCUAAACAGUGUUUUUAUUUUUCUUUUAAACCUUACCCCUUAUAAGUAGCUCUGUUGGGGCUGUCAGGUUGCUUGUUUAAUGGAUCAAGCUCAAACAGAGGCUUUAAUGUUCUCAAGGUGUUCUUAGGUCUAACACCACUACUCCAGAUUAAGCAAAUCCCAGCCUCUCGCUGGGGGACUUAUGGUAACGGAUGACAUGCAGCAUGUAUUGUUGAGCCUUUGAGGGCUGCCUCCUGGUCCCCUGAUGAGCCUCAUCAAGACGCCUGAGAGAGUGGUAUGGUGGCACCAUAGAACCAUUCCUGCUGGAAUAUUUCUGUAAAGGAGAGUUAGAACAACAGACAGCACCAUACAAGAGUGUUGCUUUGCUAUUCGUAAGAGUAAAAAGUGGAGUAUCUUGAGUAUGUUUUUUUUUUUUUUAAAGCAAAGGUAAAUAAAUAUUGACAUUCUCAUCAAAGCCAAGAGCAGCUAAGCUGUGUGUAAUUAGUGCAUUCAGUCGCAGUGUCUCCUCACCCUGAAAUAUUGAUGUGGACUCAGAGGGCAUUUUUGAUUGAUGAAAAAACAAUAUUUAUAUCAUCCCUGAAGGGAAUAUUUUCAUAUGUAGAAUUAUGUGGAAGUAUCCACAAACAUAUUGCCUGAUGAAUAGUGGACAGAGACCUUCACUGGUUCAUCUUUUUUAAAUCUACUAAUGGAUGGCAUUAUUAAUAUAUUGUCCCAGCGGUCACUGAAAUAUGACCCUACCGCAUAAGUGUAUUGGGUUCUUUGAUGUUUUCUAUGAAGUCAUGCUUUUGAAGUGAGUGUACAACCAGUGAAUUCAGCGGUGUAAGCAGCCAGUGAGUUUGAUAAAUGUGGUAAGUCAUGUCAGAAUGCUUAAAAGGCCUAAGCUAAAUUAACCCCUGAGAGUGUUUUGAUGGAUGAUUCUGCUGUUUUACGGAGCAUAAACAUACAUCCACAAACAUGCUCACAGAGGUGGACAUGGCCCAGCUCCCAGCUCUGCCAGCACUGGUAUGAAAUACAAGGACAGAGUUGAAUUUAAAGCUGUUUUAACAGACUUAAACAUGUCAAACAGUAUCUCUUAAGCAACAUAAGAUGCUUUGUCAUUGCUAGAACCUUAUUGCACUGAGAACUGUAGCUUUUAAGGAACUCAGUCUCUGUAAGGUCUUUAGUAGAGAGAGCAAACAUCUUGGUGCCAUUAAAGAAUGCAUCUGACCUUGACAACACUAUUUUUGCCUUGAGACCCUGAGGCAUUCGCGUGUCUUUUGACAAAAAAUAUCGCCUCACACUCUUAAAGUUCAUUCCUGUGUGUCCAAAUAUGAUUUAAAUUUGUUUCUGCACAAAUGCAGGCAAAGACCAUAGAACUUUAAACCAUUUAAAGUUUUUGUGCUGUUUUAUUGCCGAAAUUAUUGUUAUCCUUGUUAUUCCUGAAUUCAUUAUCUUUGACAGAAAGUGCAUCUCACUCCAUUGUGGGUGAUGGUCCUUAAUGAGUGGCAAUGAUAAUUUAAUCAUUUCACAACCAAAAUAAGGAUAAUGAAGAUUGAGAAUAUUAUCUGUGAAAGUCUAAGAAUGUCUCAUGUUGUAAAGCAAAUGUAAUUAUUUGUUAACUGGCUCCACUAAAUGAAAACUAAAAGGGCAAUCGAAAUCUCAUUAGACUUUGGCACUAAGUAAUAAUAAAUGCCAUUUCAAUUAAGGGAAUUGCAGGGGAUUAGCUGCAGUAAGCAGAACCAACAAACUCAGAGGGGGCUUCCUCCAGGGAGGGUGAGAAGACCAGAAGAGAAAUUUACAUCUCCUCAAUAAUCACACGCACAGUCCAUCAGCCAUGACACUUCCUUGGGGCCAUGCAGGGCAGAGGGAGGAGACUUUGUUGAAAAGGCAGAGACGUUCGUCAUGAGACGUCACUGGGCAACUAAUAAACCCCCUCAUGCUGCUCUCUCCGAGGAGAGGAGAGAACAUGCCACACACAACAGCUUUCUUCUUCUACUGUUUUUUUCCAGCUGUGGUCCCGGGUCUUGAAUCACAUGCAGACAGUUGAAAAUGACUAUGUGUCACUUGGAGAGAUGAGCCACUGUUGACUCGGUUGUGGCGGCAGGCGGUCUCACGCCACAAGGGGAUCAGUCAGCCCAGCUCUGGUCCUCUGUCCACAACAAAACCAUCCACACGCAGUGCUUUCUUAAACAGACAGCUCCGCCACAAGUAAUUGAUGUCGGAGCAAAAGUAGGAGGACAUACCCUCACUGGCGGAGGCUCCUGGGACGUCGUCUUCAUCCUUAGAAUUUCAUCAAAAAAAUGUAUACUGUAUAUGUGUUACUUUUUUAUUUUUAUUUAUUUUUUAUUUUUUUGUAUUGUUCCUUAAUUGGGAUUGUGUUAAUUAUGUUCUUUAUGGUAUGGUAGCUUGUGUAUCCCUGGACAUCUAAGUGGCCUUUCCUGUUGCAGCAGAGGAGACAGAUGACCUGAAUCCAAUGAGAAGACGGUACACAACCAUGGAAGGAGUCAGGCAGACAAUCAGUGCCCCAGGUUCAAGAAGCUCCUCACGUUUGGGCAGAGAGGGAAAGAAACUGUUCAACAUUUUGUACAGGUUAAAAUGAAAAGAAAAAAAAUGCUCCUGACUCAAAGUCAUAUGUAUAAUUUUGAAUAAAGAAAUAAAUCUUGUUUCAUCCA